UGGGAGACCAGAUAUAGUGAGUGCAGGGUCCGGGGAGACCAGAUAUAGUGAAUGCAGGGUCCGGGGAGACCAGAUAUAGUGAAUGCAGGGUCCGGGGAGACCAGAUAUAGUGAAUGCAGGGUCCGGGGAGACCAGAUAUAGUGAAUGCAGGGUCCGGGGAGACCGGAUAUAGUGAAUGCAGGGGUCCGGGGAGACCGGAUAUAGUGAAUGCAGGGUCCGGGAGACCAGAUAUAGUGAAUGCAGGGUCUGGGGAGACCGGAUAUAGUGAAUGCAGGGUCCCAGGGAGACCGGAUAUAGUGAAUGCAGGGUCCGGGGAGACCGGAUAUAGUGAAUGCAGGGUCUGGGGAGACCAGAUACAGUGAAUGCAGGGUCCGGGGAGACCAGAUAUAGUGAAUGCAGGGUCCGGGGAGACCAGAUAUAGUGGAUGCAGGGUCCUGGGAGACCAGAUAUAGUGGAUGCAGGGUUCGUGG
Staurois parvus is the source of this 470-nucleotide messenger RNA. Lineage: Eukaryota; Metazoa; Chordata; Amphibia; Anura; Ranidae. The record is from the annotation of a GenBank genome assembly.